This is a messenger RNA of Arctia plantaginis, 318 nucleotides long. The record is from the annotation of a GenBank genome assembly. NCBI's taxonomy places the organism in Eukaryota, Metazoa, Arthropoda, Insecta, Lepidoptera, Erebidae.
AUGAAAGAGUCCAUCGCAUUUCGGUUGGGCUGUCACAUUGCGCCUUGGUCGAUUAAAUUGAAUGGUAUCGGCUUUGGUCGCUUGAAUACUUACGGUAAAAUUACGGUACCAGUUCGUUUUGAUGAUGUAUGUAUUGAAUUAGAAUUACAUGUGGUCACUGAUGAUAACUUUGCCUAUGAUUGUUUAAUUGGACAAGAUGCUGUCAACUAUGCUGAUAUUGCCAUUGUGACUGACAUAUCUGGCACAAAAAUUAUACGAAAGAAUGUAGUAAAUUACGCUGAUUAUAAUGAAGAAAAUUUACUUUUAGAACGCAUUUAA